ACACACACACACUCACACAUACAUUUGCGAGCAGCUAUAGAACGCGCAGAAAUGCGGAAUAACAACAAUAAUUGAGGAGCUAAAAGUACUUAACAAAAAUAAAAAAGAAACAAGAAAACAUAACAACAACCAUCACACAACGCACUCAACUGAAACAAUAUUGUGCAAAAGGAAAACAAGAAUAAAAAAAGCUAAGCAACAAAAACAACCAGCAAAAUGGCGUUCUAAUACAAUUCUAAAGUUUCAUUUCAGCUCUCUUUGCGUCCAUAACGUUUUGUUUCGAUGCUUGGAUGCAAGUCGGAGUCAUUGAAGCCAAGUGGUAGGCGCGUUUAUAAUUAUCUGUGAUUUUGCCAUGGCAGCGGCAACGGCAGCUGCAGCAGCAACAACAACACCAGCACCAGAAGAGGAGGAGACCAAAAAGAAAAGAAAGGAGGAACAUCAGCAACAACACCAACAAAAGCAUCAUGAACAACAAUUACUUGUGGAUACACUGAGUCGACUUUGGAGCCACUAUCUUCAGGCCUCAGAGCACAAUGAUGAGGCGAGUGUCAAGGAACAUUGGCUCUGGCACCUACUUUAUAACUUUCAAUUUGUGGCUGAAGAAUCAUUGCCGGAUAUCUGGUCAAAUAGUCAUUUUAAUCUCAUGCCUGAAGAGUUGUGCUCGUAUCUAUUGGAACAAGUAUAUCAAAUCAUCAGUGCCGCUAAAAGAUCUCAAACUAAUAGCCCAGAACACCAGGACGAAACGGUGGAGGAGAAUAAAUGCAUUAAACAGCUCCGCAAACAGCAUAAUCUAGCCCAGCUCAUCCUCAGCACUCCCAGUGAUUGUAAUAAAAUUCUCGCAUUGCGUACAUAUCUCACCAACAAUUUGGGUCAUCACCUGUUGGCCUUUCUUCUGCGUGUCGACAUCAAGCACAUCGCAUCACAGAUGAGUCUUUGCCAGUUGUGCAUCAAUUUGUUUCCAAACAGCAAAUGGAGUCCAUCGAAUGAACCUUUGCAGCAGUUGACCAGCGUUUCGCAAUUUAUUGCAAACUUUCAUAUCACAACGCAAAAAAGGACAAAACAACGACGGCACCAGCAACCGCAGCAGCAACAGCAUCAAGGACAUCAACAGCCAACGCAUUCAAGUCAAUUAUUGCAAAACAUAUCAGGAAAUAAUGAAGACAUUUUAUACGAUUUUGAUGAGUUUAAGUCGAGCAGCAAAAGCAGCGAUGAAUUGGCCCUACUGCUUAUUCAGCUACUCACCCGUUGCAUUGAUGCCGAACACGAAUCUCAACUUAGUGUAACUGUCCACAAUUUUGCUCUCGGUCAUCUGUGUGCGAGCAGUGGGGAGAGUGAUCAGCAGCAACAGGAUAAUGAAGCAAACGAUGAGAUAAUUAAAUUUGAAUUACUGCAAUUGAUUGGACAUUGUGUGAACAAUUUCUAUGCCCACGAUCAGCAACCGAAUGUCGAUGAUUUCAAUAGCAAUUUUGGUCAACUAUUAUAUGCUAUGGCCGCCAAUCGACAUAGUCCGAUAUUGGCUCACAGUGUGCUCUACAUAAUGUUUGGUACACUUCACAAUUUGGUAGAGAAUGAGAUACGUGAAUUGAAUCAAAUCGAUGCAAAGAAUUUUGAUGCCUGUUUUGAAGUUCUCGAAGAGGCAGCCAAAUCGACUAAUGCCUCGACAUUGAUUUUUCUUCAAAUCUAUAAACUGCUGCUGCGUCUCACAGACAAUCUGUCGCGGCAGGAACAACAGUUGCAGUGCCUAAUGGAGAGCAGCACUUCAAGUGCCUUGCCCAAGCAACAGUUGCGGCAUAAGAGACAACGGCAUAGUCAGUUGCAUUGCACGGGCAGCUCCUUGAGCUGUUAUUUUCAGGGUAAACUCUAUCAGUUGCUGCCAUUGUUGGGCCCAGAGCUUCAGGAGCAUAGUGUGCGAUGUUUAUUACGCACUGGAAGCUGUUGUUGCCACUACAAUACAAAGAACUACAACUCCUGCCUUCAGUUGGCCAUCAAUUUGAGUAAAACGUAUCAGAAAUAUGCCUAUAAAUUUCUACAUUAUAAUUUUCUAAAUACAAUAUUUGUGAAACGUUCACCCCUCGAGUGUCCCAGAUGUGAGGAGAAAGUGAAAUCGGCUGUAUUUCAUUUGGAUCUGCUUGCAAUCUACAAAGAGAACUAUAAGAAACUCUUAAACUCCACGUCCAUGCUGUUGUUCUUGAAGCAUUUGAAGCACAUUGCCUAUUUGCUAUCAUAUGAUCUAGCUAGUGGUAUAUUAGCCGAAGUGGUCCUGCCCAUUUUCCGGCAAUACAAAGAAAUGGUUGAAUGCAAGUGCGAAAUGAAUAGGCAUAACAAAGUGCCACUUUUGCAAUUGCCUAGCAAAUUGGAGAAUUAUCGCGCUCUACAUGAAUGUUUGAGCAUAUUUGUGAUGUAUUUAAGUGAUAUACGUUUGGUGAAAGCUUUUUACAAUGAGGAGAAUAUACGCUAUAUGCAGGAUCUUUUGGCCAUACCCGAAUUACAGCGCGGUGUCUGUGAUCUCAUUAAAGUUGGCAUCGAUAAUAUUGCCUUUCUGGGUGAAAAUGGUCAGGAGCAAAUUGCAUUGAGUCGACGUUUAAUACAAUUGCAAUUAAAUAGCAGUGAUCGGGCUACACAGCUCUUUCAGCUUUUACUGCAAAAAUGCUCGAAAUGUAGUCAAAAUAAAUUCUGGCUAGAUGAUAUACCUGAUCCCAUGCAGCUUGAUGGGCAUAAACCAUCGGAUAUACUAUAUAUAACUGCAUUGCAAUGGACACUCAAUUACGAUUUGCUCAAGACAAGUCAAUUAUUUUAUAAUGAAUUUGCCAAGAUCUAUUCCAUACCCGUCGAAAUGUCUGAUCAUGAAGAUGAUGAUGAUGUUGAUAAUGAGGAUAAGGAACAAUCUCAGCCUCAGCAGCAACAACAACAACAACAACAACAAUUGGAACAAGGGGAGAAAUUAAAACAAGGCGAUAAGACAAUUAUUGAUAUUCUCAAAUUGAACUACAAUGCACUUAGUUGUUUCCUUAUGCUACCCAAAGCCGCAAAUGGUAUGGGAACAACAUCAACCGCAACGGUUGUGCCGAAAGCAACCGAAACCCCAAGCCAAACUGAAGUAUACGCAAUUCAUUCCCCCAUUGCUGCGGAGAUUGUUGGUAUUUCUGGCUCAAGUUCAUUGGAAGGUAUCGUCUCGCAUGUCCAAUCGCCAUUUAAUGCUUUGUCCGUGUCCACAACAACUGCAGCAAGUUCAAACUAUGGCGAUUCCUUAAUGACUUUGGACUAUGCCACAGUUAUAGAUAAUUAUACGGCGGAUGUGACAGCUCCAUCGUUUCUUCAACAUCUGCAGCAUCAGUCAAAUGAUUUGGAUGAGAGCAUUAUACUGUUUGACAUUAGAGGUGUAGGAGGCGGUGGAGGAGGAGGCAGUACCCAAAGCAACGACAAUCCUUCUACAGCAACCACUGUGGAUGAAGCGACCGCUGCUGCCAAUGGCCUAAUCAAUAGGCUAUUCAAUAUUGUUGGUUCACUCUUUGGCAGCUCAACCAAUGUGAGUGCCAGUGGUAGUCCAACAACCACUCCAACCAUAUCUCAACCAGCUGUAAAUAUUGAUGCGGAUUUAUUUUGCCUGUACGAACCCAAUGGGGAGUGCAAGAAAUUGUUGCUAAAACUGUUCGAGUCGACCAUGGCCAUAUGCAUCAAGGGAUUUCAAAAUGAAGAAGUGGAGAAGAUGCAGAAACAUUUGCGUAAACUGAAAGCCAUCAUUUUGGGUCAUGCCUCAAGCAAUUGGCAGGAGCAUGGUGAACAGCAUGCCCGGGAUAAUGCGGUCAUACAGACCCUGCAGACACUCUUGAAGAUAGCCGAACUCUCGAGCACGCACAAUGAGCCGGCUGGCGUAGUGGUUAGUAGCCCCUCGGCUGAAUCCACAAACAAUCCACAACCGAGACCACGUGCUCGUUCCUUUAACAGUGGCAGCGUGGAGCUGCCCAGACAGAUGCAACCAGUUAAAUUGCCUGCAAAGAAUUCAAUGGCCACACCACCGACGCCACGGCGUCGCCCGGCAUCGAGUGAGAUCAAUGUGGGCGAUGCCGAUUACUUCUCCACCCGCGCCUCAUUGAGCUGUGCCGCCGACAGUGAAUUGGAGCUAAGUGAGAAUGAGCAGGAGUUUUAUUUAACUGCCGAUGAGGGCUAUGAAGCGGAUGGCGAAAUAGCCGAGCUAACUGAAUCCGAAUGUGAACUAAAUGCGGGUGCGGGAGGAGGAGGAGGAGGCCCUGGUGCAGGUGGAGGAGCCGGAGGCACUGCUGGAGGAGGGGCGGCCAAUGAGUCGUGGACACCGUUUCAACCCUCUUCCCGCUAUCGCACACACAUUAUGCAUCAGGGAUUAAGUCAGCUAGUGGUCCAAAUGUUAGUGGAACUCUCCCUGUUGUGCAUUAAGCAACCAAAUGGCUGGACAGAGAGUUUAACCCAAUUGGCUAACCGACUUUUUGUCAUUCGAGAUUAUUUGGGUGGUCCAUUGUGCCUGCUACGUGGAUUUGCUCCCAUUCUAAGCUGUAGUGAUCCAAGAUUAAGAGAAUUACAGCAAUCUAUUCUGGAAUUGAUCACCCAUUUAAAUACUCCGGAUGUUUUACAUUGUUAUUACUCCAUACUGGCUAGUAAGCAACCUCCAGUUGAUCUUCUGAUGCGUCACAUGCAUCACAUUUCGGCAGUGUCAUUAAGGAAAUGUCAACCGUGCAUGGAAUUGGAAUUUCCCAUUACCAUUGAUGGCAAGGUGGUGAUCACUUCGAAGGGUCAAGAUCAUCCGGAGCUGAUUGAACGUGUACGUUUGCAGCAUCAGCAGAGUCAGGCCAACACAUUGUUCACUCGGGCAGCCUGCAUAAUGCCAGUGACUCGGACACGGCUCUGGCAACCCGAUGGCUUAACCCUAUCCCUGUGGCUGGAGAUCAGAGGAGGUCAGCAAAUGCAUCGCAGUUGCAUGCAAUUGAACGACGAUGAGACACGUUAUUCUGGCGAGGAUUUGACAAAAUCUCAUCUGGUUUCACUGGGCACCAAUCAGGCUAUGCUUAGCAUCUAUAUAAGCAAUAACAUGCAAUUGGUAUUCGAAAUGGUAAAGCCCAAUGAGCCAUUGCCACCAAUACGCGUGGAGGAGCAUAUAGAUUCCACAGUGGAUACGUCUUCAUUUCUACCUCUGCCUGUGGCAGGGCUGGCCAAUCCUGUGCCAGCUCCAGCAGCCCAGAGUGGUAGCCUGCGUCAGGCCUUGAAACAAACUAAAAUGGCUUUACUCAAUAGUUUUGGCCAGAUGCAUUUGCUAAAUGGCCAUCAUGUGGGCCACCAUCAUCAGGACUCGUGUAGUGGCUAUUUUGUUAGCUCCGCGGUGGUCUUGCAACGUUUACGUUUGUCCCGCCACAAAUGGAUGAACUUGGUGUUCGGUUUGCAACAGCAGGCCGAUUCCUUGGAAAUCUCCAUUUAUGUAGAUGGCCUGGAACAGCAUACCAUGUGCUUGCCAUUUCAAAAUCUACGCCAUGUGACGAAGGCCCAUGAAUACCAAAUGCUUGCCCUGGGCGAGGGUUUGCCCAGCAGCAGUUCCUCUUCAUCGCGUUCCACUUUGGAUAGUUGUUUGGCUCCACGCUAUGCCAUGUCCAAUUUGAUACUGUUUCGACGUCGCCUGAUCGAGCCAUCGCUAAUGAUCAAUUUGACUGCUAUGGGGCCAGAUUUUACCGAAUUUACGCAAUGUCAGGUAGCCAAUUGGAAACCCAAUUAUGGUUAUGUCAAUCUCGGGAAGGUUUCAUCAUCGAACUUCGGCAAUCAUAGCGAAUGCAUGAAGCAGCUACGGCACGCCAGAGUUUUGGUAUACACAGCCCAGCAACCAGAGCUGGUGAUGAGCUAUGAUGUUAGCCAGGAAUUGGACAUGGCCUGCUAUGGCCAGCCCCAUGGACAUAUACUUUAUGGCGAACUGCUGCAGAAUCAGCCUCAAUCCCUGCAAACGGCCACCUCGCUGUGUGGAGGUCUGUCUACACUGCUUUAUCUCUUCGCCAGGAUUGUUGAGUUGAGUGGAAAUGCUGGUACUCAAGCUCUGGCAUUGGACUUAUUGCUGCAAGUUGCCCACUCGGAUGCCCAACUUUAUACGGAAUUCCAGCGUCAGGAUUAUUUGGCUCUUAUUGGCUACGUGGUAAAGUCGGAGAAGUGUUCCAAAGAUGUCCAAUUGCUGCGAAGCAUAGUGAAUACAUCAUGCUCGCAGGCUUUAAUCAGUCGCAAGGGAGAUGCCCUUCAGGUGAAUGACAAUACAACGGUCACUCUGAUCUAUCCCCGUCUCCUGUUGGCCGUUCUCCAGCGCUAUUCUGACUGGCAUCGCUCCGGGGCCAUGCAUUCCGAUGUCUUAGACAUGCUAUUCCGUUGCAUCUUGGCCCUUACACGGGAUAAGCAUCCGCAGCGCGAUUUCAAUAUGGAACAAUUGCAGAAAUCGGGUUUACUGAGCUCACUGCUCAAUCUAUGCAAAGUCUAUGUGAUUGAGUCACCCAGUCCAGUGUACAUUUCACCAUAUGCGGCAGAAUGUUUUGUUCAAAUCCUCUCCGUGUUUGCUGGAUCACCGCCAUCCUCUUCUCUGUUGGAUGAGAUUAUGAAGCUGCUGCUGUUGCUGCAAAAACCAAGCGAAUGUUAUGUGACCCACGAUCGUGGACAUUUCUAUUUUCUGUUAACGCCUCAGCAGCCAAUUAAAGAGCGUUCUCUGGUGGCUACAAAUCUGAGCCGGGUGACAACAUCUUUUCGCCGGCAAGUUCAAGCGUCGCCACCACCAGAAAUCGACGCCGAACGGGCAGAGAGAAUCAAGCGGCUGCGUCGUAUGCAUGCAGGCCAAGGAUCUGGCUAUAGGCGUGCUGUUAACGAGCUGGAGGAACAUCUAGAGCAAACCACCGAUUGCACUAAUCUAAAUAAGCCGGCACUUCGUCUCAUUAGUCCGGUGGAGGCAUCACGUUGGCGUCUAAAAUUCAAGCGUCAUUAUCCUGCCAUAGCACAGAGUCCGAAAAGAAGUCCCUUGAAAAUGACCGACUCUUCUAAUCUCAAUCGCCAAAGUAGCAACAGCAGCAGCAAUUCCUGGCAAAUGAAAUUUAAACGACUCUAUCCAACGAGCAGUAAUCAGAGUGCCAAAUUGAGCCCAUUGAAGAGCGUACGCCGGCGGCUUAUGCAAAAUCAUUUCCAUGCCGGUAAGAUUUGGCAACCCUCUGGCCAUAGUACGCCCAGCUCCGGGCAGAUGUCCGCUCUACCCAAUCGAAAGACCGACUUCUAUGAUCAGAUGGGCAUUCAGCGAUUGCAGCAGCGUCUUCUUAUCUUACUCAAAGAUUUCCUUUGCCUGCUGCCCGACUCGGCUGUGGAUGAAGUGCUUCGUCAUUUCGUUAAAUUAGAAUUUCUUCUUGUCCUUGCCAAUCAACGCAGCUGUGCGGUGCGUCAGGCCAUCAUUCAGCUGCUGGCGGUGCUUACCAAACGAUUAGCCAGUGGUGAAUUGACUGCAGCCAACAAACAACUAUAUCCCCUUCAUCUGGCCAAUCAAAUGAGCAUUCAUCCAUGUGACAUUAGUAUGUUCGAGGCAUGCCUUACCUGGAUAAGUGGCAUACAUGCCAGCCUGGAUGAUAUUCUUGCAUCGAAGGAGACUCUAAAGAUUCGACAACGUUUUGGUUUGCAAUCUUUGAUGGCCAUUGCCAUGACAACUGAACCACAAAAGAUAUUCAAAGCCUUGCUGCGACUCUAUCUACAGAAUCCUGAAGAUCAAGUUGGUCUUAUUGAAGCUGGAUUAUUACAAUGCUCGGUCAAGGCAUUAUUUAAUAUAUAUACUCUGCGUCUGGGACAACCCAAUCAGGAUGAAUCAAUUGUGGAGCUGCUUGGAGGAAUUGGCGAUCGUGCCCUACGUUCGGUUGGUCACAUCAAUUUGGUCUGGGACAUUCUCAAUCUGUUGUCCUUCUACCAGGGCAAACAAUCGCCACCCAUAGUGAGGAAUUUCCGUUCUGUGCAGGCUCUGCUGCAGCUCCAGUGGUUAAAUAUUUUCUUUGAGGCAGGAUCGUUUCGCACGAUUGCUCCCCUGCCCAACUGUACACUCAGUUCUACGGAGAUCAAGACACGCUUGGAGCUACUGAUCGAUAGAUGUACACAGUUCUUUACUGUCUGCUCGGGUCAAUCAUCAAACGGUCCUAGCUAUGUGGCCAGUGCCGCGGAAUUGUCACUCUUUCAUACCCUUGUUUCCUAUUGCAUGAUAUCCAGCAAUAAUCGUUGCAAUAACUUCAUUGCCUGGGGUUUGCAGCCUUCCCGUCCAUUUGAUUUACGGUCUUACAUUGUGAACUCGUUGUGGAAGUCACAACAGGAUGACUUUCAACGUGGCGGCAUCGUCUGUGAUGGCAAGAUGAUCAAGGCUCUGCUGUGGCUGAGUUUGCAGGAAAACGAACGUAUCGAUAACCUUGUAGAAUUGUGCACGAAUUUGGGUAUUAAAGAGGAUGAUACAUCAUGGAAUUUGCUCAACGAACUCGAACGUCUCGAUCAGAAUCGCAGCAAUGCGGCAACUAAACAAAAGACUCUCCUAGAGAAGACUGUCUACAAGUAUGAGCCACUGGUGCAGCAUUGUAUUGAAACCUCCAUGGUAACCACAAGACGCGUGGCCGAGCUGCAGAACUCCGAACGCAAAGCACUUAUGUCCCACAUGAAGGACUACGAUGACACCUAUACAUAUACCAAAUGGCUAGAGAUCAUACGGCGGAUGUCACAUGAGGGAGCUCCUUGGUAUUGUGCCGAACGUACCGAAUGUUCAUGGGAACUGGACGAUACGGAGGGCCCAUCGCGUGUCCAUACACGUUUGCGUCGCUGCCAUCUGGAUAUUGAUAGACGUUUCUUUAUGAACGACUAUUGUCCGGGUCAGGGACAACGUGACGAUCUGGAGCCAUAUGUCCGUCCAUUGGACUAUCUAAUAGCCAGCUAUGAUCAACAAUUGAACAUAUCUUUGAAUUCGCAAAUUCUAUAUAAUUUUGCUGCCAAAUUCCUGCCCGUGGAUGGUGAGAUUGAGGGCGAGAUUAUAAUCACCGAUCUCAAGCUCUAUUUCCUGGCCACAUAUCGGUGUCGUUACUUUAAUGUAAACUGUGAUAUUGCUAAUAUAACCGAAAUCUGGCUAAAACGCUAUCAGCAUCAAGAGACAGCCUUCGAAAUUCUACUCGACACCAAUAAGUCGCUAUUCUUCUCGCUACAAAAUGCUGACGACUGGAAGAUAAUGCGCGAUGUAUUCUGUGAUAAAAUCGUCAGUACACCGGAUCAGGCAAAAAUCUUGGGGAUCACACAGCAAUGGCGUGAAGGUCUACUAACCAAUUGGGAAUAUCUAAUGACAUUGAAUCAAAUAGCCGGACGUACGUACAAUGAUCUCAUGCAAUAUCCGGUAUUCCCAUGGGUUCUGGCCAAUUACUAUUCCGAAUGUUUGGAUUUGCGUGAUAGUUCAAGUUUUCGUAAACUGGGUCGACCCAUUGCCGUGCAAUUGGAGGAGAAUGAGAAGCAUUAUGUUAGCAAUUAUGCGUACAUUGAUAGCGCCAAUACCACAAUGGGCUCAUUGAUACUGAAACCCUAUCACUACAGCUCUCAUUAUUCCAAUUCCGGAACGGUACUCCAUUUUCUGGUGAGGGUUCCGCCCUUUACCAGUUAUUUUCUGCGCUACCAAGAUAAUGACUUUGAUUUACCGGAUCGUACAUUUCACGCUCUGAACACCACUUGGCUAUUGGCCAGUCGGGAUAGUCCCACUGAUGUGAAGGAGCUAAUACCCGAAUUCUUUUGCUUACCGGAAAUGUUUGAGAAUUUUGAACGUUUCAAUUUCGGUUGUCGUCAGAAUGGGGAACGUGUGGAGGAUGUAUCCCUGCCGCCUUGGUGCCAUCGGGACUCACGGCUCUUUGUGCUGAUCCAUCGCCAGGCUCUGGAAUCGGAAAUGGUGCGAAAUCAUUUGCAUAAUUGGAUCGAUUUGAUAUACGGCUACAAACAGAGCGGUGAAAGUGCUAUCGAUGCCAUUAAUGUAUUCCAUCCAGCAACCUACGCUGUUUUUCUGGACUCGGAGAUUAGCGAUCCCAUUGAGCGGGAGGCGGUCAAGACUAUGGUAAAAACAUAUGGUCAGAUGCCAAGGCAGCUAUUUAAAUCAGCUCAUCCGGCCACAAAAGCUUUGGAUUACUCUCUGGUCGAUAAAUCCAUUGUGUCCACAGUAAAGGGUCUGCGUUGGGGUGUCUAUGUGGGUUCACCUCAAUUAAAGGUGCCUACCUUAGGGAAUAUACACAAAAUACCCGGCACGGAGCAUUUGGUUAGCUUCAGCAAUACUAAUGUGGUAUAUGCCCUGCCCAGACGUGCCAGCGUUAUGCAGGGAGCUGAACCGGAUACCUACAAUGUCAUCUCGUGGGGCUACGAUGAUCAUAUCGUAAGGAUUCAGCCGCUAAAUAAGCCACAGGCAAAGCCAAAGAAUCUCCUACAUAAUGGAAGCUUCGAUGACAUUUCCGCCUGCGGUUGCGAUGUUAACUCCAAUCAGCUCUGGUUUGGCCACAAAUCGGGUAGGAUUAGUGUCUACAAGUGUGCAGGUGGCGUGGAUUCUCAGCAGCGCAGCGGCACCAAGAGUCGUCAGAGUUAUGUGCGUGGUUUACGUUUGUCAUACAAUUCAGCCUUUCGCAAAAUAGCCACCAAGAGCAUGGGUGGAGGAGGCGGUGGUGGAGCAGGUGGUAAUGGUUUAGAGUCGUCAGAUGAUGCCAGCAGCAUACAUGCCACCCAUUCAUCCUCCUCAGUAAGCUCUGCAAGUAAUUCAUCUACGUUGGAUGCCCUGCAACGCGAUGGCGCCGAUCUAACCUGGCUCGGUCCAACAUUCCUGGUCCGGCACACUGACGAGAUCACCUGCAUUGCACUCUCUGUGGAAUUCAAGAUCGCUGUAAGCGCUGGCCGUGAUGGCAUUGCAGUCAUCUGGGAUCUCAAUGACUGGAGCUAUGUUAGGACAAUCGCUCGUCCGGCAGAAAUACAUCAGUCACCCAUUACCCAUGUGGCCAUCAGUCCCACUUUGGGUGACAUUGUUACAGUGCAUACAUUGCCACAGCAAACACCAAAUAAUCCCCCAACCAGUCCCACCAAUGUGGAUGCAUUUGCUUCCAAAACAACGCCAAUAACAACAACAACAGCUUUAAAUCAUGCUGAUGAAUGCUUCGAGGUAACCGAAGAGAGUCUAGAUGAUUUUGUCAAUGUGAAUAUCAAUCCGAAUGGGAAAUCGAUACUCCGUCUGCAUUCGGUCAAUGCUCGUUAUGUCCAGCAUUUGGUACACGAGGAUCGUAUUCUAGCCGUUUGCUAUUCAUACAUUAAAGAGGGCGUGGGUGUCAAUGUGAUUGCCACAGCUGUUGAGGGCGGUUGCGUCCGUUUCUGGUCAAGUUGGAAUCUAAGUUUUGUUAGCGAACUAGUCACUGGUAUUUCACCCAUACGAAGCAUCUGCUUUUCCACACAUCAGCAUUUGGUGGUAUUAACACGAGAGUCCUAUAUACAGGUCUGGGAAUCGGAGGGUCUUUAUGGCAAUGCUCCCAAAUUUCCACAGAUUGUCUACAAGUAAAUCUUUUUUUCUUCCUCUUUCUAUCUCUCUCUUUUUCGCUGUAUUCCCCCCUC
Molecule: messenger RNA, 11604 nt
Organism: Drosophila willistoni
Lineage: Eukaryota; Metazoa; Arthropoda; Insecta; Diptera; Drosophilidae
Gene: mv
Product: lysosomal-trafficking regulator
Exons: 18
Coding region: 353-11551 (3732 amino acids)
Molecular function (GO): protein binding
Source: RefSeq, a predicted model, not a curated record